Rhinichthys klamathensis goyatoka is the source of this 703-nucleotide messenger RNA. RefSeq names its product COMM domain containing 4 (gene commd4). The transcript is spliced from 8 exons. The coding region runs from base 44 to 643 and encodes 199 amino acids. The record is from RefSeq and is a predicted model, not a curated record. Lineage: Eukaryota; Metazoa; Chordata; Actinopteri; Cypriniformes; Leuciscidae.
AAGACGAAGAAGAAGAAGAACAGCUGACUGACUGACUGUCAUAAUGAGGUUCCGAUUUUGUGGAGAUCUGGACUGCCCUGACUGGGUCCUUGCAGAAAUAAGCACCUUAGCUAGAAUAUCGAGCGUCAAGAUGAAACUUCUGUGUGUGCAAGUCAUGAAAGAUCUGCUGGAUGAAGGCAUUGAUUAUGACAAAGUUUCAAAGCUGACCACCGAUGCAAAAUUUGAAAUUGGAGACAUUAAAGCCAGUGUAGCUGUGCUGAGUUUCAUUCUGUCCAGUGCUGCUAAACAUGAUGUAGACAGUGAAUCUCUCUCCAGUGAACUACAGCAGCUUGGCCUGCCUAAAGAGCACGCCACAGGACUGUGUAAAUCAUAUGAAGAUAAACACAGUGCUCUACAGGAAAAGCUGAGGGAGAGCAGCCUACGAUUGGGUCGUCUGGAAGCGGUGAACUGGCGUGUGGAUUACACCCUGAGCUCCAGUGAAAUAAAGCAAGUGAAUGAACCCACAGUCCAGCUCAGACUUCAGGCUCAGGACCCCGAGACCGACUCCACAGAGACCACCGUUGUCUCCAUCACUGCGGACAAGUUCAGAGUCCUGCUAACAGAACUCAAACAAGCACAGACUAUGAUGAAUGCACUACAGUGAACCAGUCAUCCUUUGUUGAAGAGUAUUGAUGAAAUGUGCACGUGCACAGAAUCUGUCCGU